GAAUCUGGCAACACUAGUGAUUGUCAAUCCGCCAUAUUGAAGCUUGUAUGUAAAUAUUUUUAAGUGGCUUUUUCAUCAUUUCCUCCACAUUUUUUAAAUUUUAACCUUUUCCUGCUCAUUUUAAUCUCUAAAUUGUGCAAAAAUGAAUGAAUCUAGUGUGUGUCGCCUGUGCCUGUUUAACAAUAAUGCCGUUCUGAAUUUGUUUGAGACAAAAAUACAAGAAAAUCAAGUUCUUCAGAAGAUCCUGAAAUAUUUGGGAUUCGAGAUAAAGCCCGAUGACAACCUCCCAAAGGAUAUAUGCUUGUCGUGCUUUGAGAAAAUUGAGGCUUUUCACAAGUUUUACGAAGAGGUGACCCAGAAUCAAUCAAUGCUGGCCUAUGCUCAGACACAGAACAGCCCAGUCAUAAUAACAUCAGCAUCGCAAGAACAACAUCACAAAACGAUUGCCAUGACGCAUCAACUUCAGGAAUUCAUAAAGCUGGAGGAUAUCAAUGCCGGUCAAAUUGAUUUGCAGAGCCUCAACAAUGCUAUAUCCAGCAAUGGAUCUAUUCCCACCACAAUAGCCGUUAUCAGUUCUGUGACAUUCAACAAUGGCACAGCCACAACAAACUACACAAUUCAGCAAGUACCACAAACACUACCUGCCACCUUCCCAGUCAUCGCAGACCCAUCAGAAGCUGCUGAAUCUUCAGCAAAAACACAAGAUGAGGCCUUUCCGGAAGACCAAGUGCAAUCCGGCAAGAAAUCUUUAGAAGCACCUGAAGAACCCAAGGCAACCACUCAAAAUCGCCUCCGGAAGAAGAAGGUGAGAGAAAAGCCGGAAAGCUGUGUAGAAGAAGCCCUAGAAAACUGCUUAAAAGCGGAAGAACUUGAUACUGAAUCUUGCGAUAAACUCGAAGAGCUCCCCUUGGACACGAAGGAAGACGAAGAGUCCAGCCACUUAGAAAAUAUUGAAUUUCCCAAUUUCCCCAAGAAAAUCAUUCAGGACACGAAGCUUCUGAUCAGAGGAAAAGCUCUAAUCUCACUCAUGUCCAAGUUCUACAGGUUAGAAUGUGACUUGUGCGCAGAAGGAUCAAAAAGUGGGAAGAAAGGUUUUAAAAAAUUACCCGUACUCUGCAAUCACUACACAGAGGCUCACAACAUCAAAGGCUACGUUAUUUGCUGUGGAGUGAAAUUGAUAAAGCCCAGGGCGAUGGCAAUGCACAUGGCCAGGCACCUUCAGCCAGAAGCUUUUAGAUGUCCAGAAUGCCACAAAAUGAUGACCUGCCCAAAAAUCCUGCAGUAUCACAUUCAGAAUCAUUUGCCGGAGGAAAAGAGGCCACUGGCCUGCCCAGACUGCCCUAGAAGAUUUAGCUACAGCAGUGCCCUUGUUGCCCAUUCAAUAUCCCACCAACCCGAAAGUGAAAGAGCUGCUCAUGUUUGUGAUGAAUGUGGCAAAACAUUCUCAUCACCCGGAAGGCUUUCUACUCACAUCAAUGUGGCUCACACGAAACAGGGAAUUAGUUUCGUCUGCCACGUCUGUGCUAAGCAAUUUGCCUGCAAAGGAAAUCUCACAUAUCACUUAACUACUCAUCAGCCGAGAGUUCAUCAGGUGCAGUGCCAGCAGUGCGGGAAAUGGCUGAAGAAUAAGUUGUGUUUGCGGAAACACAUGGUCCAGCACUCCAUGGUGCGCUUCAAUUGCGAUUUAUGUGAAUAUUCUGCCCUGAAUCGUCAGUGCCUGAGGAAUCAUGUGAGGGUUCAGCAUACGGAUCUCAAGCCCUUCUGCUGUUCGAUAUGUGGCAGGACGUUUAAGCUCAAGAAUACCCUCCUAAAUCACAUGGUUCAGCAUACGGGACUCAAGAAAUUCUCCUGCCAAUUCUGCAGUCGGACUUUUGCAUCUUCCGGAAAUUACUACAGUCACCGGAAGAGGAUGCACCCGACAGAACUUGCGGAUUUCAAUAGGAAGCGAGAAGAGGAAGAAAAUAUUUUAAGGGCAAAAGCUCUGGCAGGAAAGCUUUCAACAUAAUCCCUGUGUUCAAUUUUUUUUUGUAUCUCUACAACUCAUUCCGUCUCCUUUUAAUCACCGGCAGCAUUGCACCUUUUUAUGUUUUUCGGCAAACUUUUUUUUUUAAAGAUUUUAUGGCAAGAAAUAAAAUCCCAAAUGAGAGGA
Messenger RNA from Phlebotomus papatasi, 2149 nucleotides. Its product is annotated as transcription factor grauzone-like. Lineage: Eukaryota; Metazoa; Arthropoda; Insecta; Diptera; Psychodidae. The transcript has 7 exons. Gene Ontology annotation, molecular function: zinc ion binding. The record is from RefSeq and is a predicted model, not a curated record. The coding region runs from base 143 to 2005 and encodes 620 amino acids. Gene Ontology annotation, cellular component: nucleus.